Messenger RNA from Rhinocladiella mackenziei CBS 650.93, 1680 nucleotides. RefSeq lists its product as uncharacterized. The record is from RefSeq and is a predicted model, not a curated record. NCBI's taxonomy places the organism in Eukaryota, Fungi, Ascomycota, Eurotiomycetes, Chaetothyriales, Herpotrichiellaceae. Bases 1 to 1680 code for a protein of 559 amino acids. The transcript has 4 exons.
AUGCCACUCGUUGCUUGGGAAAACAGGGCCGCGGCCAAAAGACAUAGUGUCCUCAAGGCCAUUCCUUCAGCAUGGCAUAUAUCAGCCGAUCAAACUCGUUCGGAUAAAGACUAUCCAAAUGUCCUUGACAUUCUUCAAAUUUAUUUAUCAGAUGAUGAGUUGACCAUUACCGAAACCCCGCCAAUGGACACGCUGGCUCAUGUUCAUGCUGGAAUUUGGUCUUCAGAGGAUGUCGUUCGAGCCUACUGUCAUCGUGCUGCCAUAGGUCACCAAUUUGUCAACUGUCUGGCAGAAGUAUUCUUUGACGAGGCCAUCGAAACCGCACGACAGCUCGAUCAAUAUCAUCGCGAGACCGGAGGCUUGAAAGGCCCUCUCCAUGGAUUGCCAAUCAGUUUCAUGGAUCGAUUUCGUAUCGCUGGGGUAGAAACAGCGGCAGGAUUCAUCUCAUGGCUAGGCCCAAAAGAUACCGAGGCGACUGAAUCAUUGAUCGUUCGUCAUAUGCGGGCGCUAGGAGCAGUGCCCUUUUGUAAAACGAAUAUGCCUCAAAGUAUGAUGAUUGCAGAAACUACCAACAACAUCCAUGGCAGUACGCGCAACCCUUUUUCGCGACUCCUUUCGAGUGGUGGAGCAGCAGGUGGAGAGGGAGCCUUGCUGGCAAUGAAAGGCUCUCCAUUUGGCUGGGGAACGGAGUUCGCUGGCUCCACACGCAUCCCUGCCGUCUUCCACAAUCUCUACAGCCUUAAAGUUUCAUGUGGCAGACUCCCGACGCACGGUGUUGCUGCCAGUGAUACAAGCCUUCCUUCGCGCAACUCUACCAUCGCUAUGAUAACCUGGGAUUUUCAUUUACUUCAACAUAUUGCCAAACUGUCCCUGGGAGCUUCCGCAUUUGAAGAGGACCCUUUAUGGAUCAACAUGCCAUGGAGGGAAUCCAAAGCCCGAGAAUUGACCCUGAGACGUCCUGUCUUUGCCGUGCUGGAAUCGGAUGGCAAUGUCCAACCUCAACCACCAAUUCGACGAGCUUUGAGAUCCGUAAUCCAGUGCUUGAGACGUGCGGGAUAUCAAGUCAUCGAAUGGAACCCUCCAUCCCAUGCAACGGCAGUCGAAACAUACUUCAAAAUAAUCGGAGCCGAUGGAGCACAAGCGACUCGAGAGCACAUCAAAGCAAGUGGAGAACCACCGGUCCCAAUGUUGAAGGACUGGUAUUAUAAACCCCCAACAACGCCACUGCCAGUAACAGAAUAUUUGGCGCUCACCAGGUCACAAGAGCGUUAUCAGACUGAAUAUCACAAUUAUUGGAAAGACACAGCCAAGAGUACAACUAAUGGAUUGCCCGUUGAUGGGGUCAUCCUCCCUGUUUGCGCGAAUGUUGCCUGCUAUGAAAACACAUUGACCUACUUUGGAUACAGUGCCAUUGUGAAUCUUCUCGACUUCACAGCCGUAACCUUCCCAGUUGGAUACGCGAACAAAGACUUGGAUCCCGAACCAAGUUCAUUUGUUCCCUUGAGUAAAGAAGAUGAAUCCUUGAACGCCUGUUAUCGGAUCAAAGACGAUAGGGUGGCUUUCCAUCAAGCCCCUAUAGGUCUCCAAUUGAUGUGCCGGAGAACAGAAGAAGAAAAGGCACUCAAGCUAGUGGAAUUAAUCCUGCAAGUUCAAGUGCAGUCACCGGCCUUCUUGUGGUAA